GUGCUGGGCGCCGGGCAGCCUGCGCCGGGAACGCGCCGUCGCUGCGGGACCGCGGGAGCCGGCGGCCCCGCCAGCGGAGCGGGAGCAACAAAAAGCAGGGGUUUCAUUUCGUCUGGUAGAAAACAACAUUAUGACACCACAAAAUUACUGUACAGUCAUUUCCAAGCAAGUGUUUGCUGCGUAGCGAUAUUGACUGCUGAAGUGGCCUGUGGGCUUAGCAGCUUGUGAAGAUGAGCAAUAAAACACGAAUUCAUAAGAAAGCAGCAUAAUAAUGCAAGUACCCACCUACUGACUGAAAGGGUAUAAAAAUGUUUACUUAAGGUGCUUCAGGCGAGUUCCUUGUCCGUAUUGCAAGCGCUGUCCAUAGCAGCUGCAUGUCAGACACAAACACGGGUACGGUGCAAGCUGAUCGACUGUAAUCUGAAAUAUGCUGGUAACUGCUGAUUGAGAUCUCUUCACUCCCACCACUAAGUACUGAGCCAUUAAAGCACAGAAUGAAAAAGAAAUGUGAAGUCUGGAGUACAAACCUACAGAAAACUCCCCGAAGAAAGGAAGUCAGACGGAGUCACCGCAGAGCUGCGGCACAAAGCAGCAGCAUGACACUCCAGCACAGAGCUGGUAGUGCCGGGCAGCUGUAAAAGAGCCGGGGAAAGGCAGGCAUGAAGGGGAACCAUUAACUGAGGCAGACAGCAGGCAGACAGCAAAGGCGCCAGCACGGUCUCAUUUGGGUCAUCUUGUAGAACCUUCUGAGAAAACAGGAUUAAUAGCAAGGAAACAAUGGUUAAUAGAAGUAACUUCAGUAUACAGCUGGACUGAAACAGGAGCAGGUUCUCCAAAGCCAUGUGGUUAUGAUAUUGUUGAGGUUCCAUAAUGCCUCCUGCCGUGACAGACAGCCUUGACAUCUGGGCAGUGGAUUCACAGAUUGGUGCUGAUGGCUCAAUAUCCGUGGACUUCCUAUUGCCCACUGGAAUCUACAUCAACUUGGAUGUCCCUCGAGAUGCCACUAUAUCUCAUAUUAAACAGCUGUUAUGGAAGCAGGCACACACCUAUCCACUCUUCCAUCUCCUCAUGGAGAUUGACUCUUACAUGUUCUCAUGUGUGAAUCAGACUGCUGUGCAUGAAGAGUUAGAAGAUGAAACACGGAGACUUUGUGACGUCAGGCCCUUUCUUCCUGUCCUUAAACUAGUGACUAGGAAUUGUGAUCCAGGAGAAAAAUUGGACUCCAAAAUAGGUGUCCUUAUAGGCAAAGGUCUCCAUGAGUUUGAUGCCUUACAAGAUCCUGAAGUGAACGACUUUCGAGCUAAAAUGCGGAGGAUCAGCGAGGAGAAAAUUCAGUCGCUUGUGGGUCUUUCCUGGAUGGACUGGUUAAAGCACACUUACCCGCCAGAACAGGAACCUGUUAUCCCAGAGAACUUCCAAGAUAAGCUCUAUAGUGGAAAUCUUGUAGUGGCUAUUCAUUUUGAUAACUGCCAGGAUGUAUUUAGUUUUCAGGUGUCUCCUAACAUGAAUCCCAUCAAGUUGAAUGAACUGGCAAUCCGAAAACGUUUGACUAUCCAUGGAAAAGAAGAUGAGGAAGUUGAUCCUGCUGACUACGUGCUGCAAGUUAGCGGGAGGCUAGAAUAUGUUUUUGGUGAUCAUCCGUUAAUUCAGUUUCAGUAUAUACGCAACUGUGUGAUGAACAGGACUCUUCCUCAGCUGACUCUAGUUGAGUGUUGCACCAUAAAGAAAAUGUGUGAGCAGGAAAUGAUUGCCAUAGAAGUUGCCAUAAGUCGAAAAUCAUCCAACCUUCCUCUUCCUCUGCCUCCAAAAAAAACAAGAGCAACGACUAGUGUAUGGGACAUUUGCAGCCCUUUCAAGAUUAUUCUGUUAAAGGGUAAUAAGCUAAAUACAGAAGAAAAUGCCAAAGUUCAUGUUAGGGCUGGUAUUUUCCACGGUACAGAGCUCCUUUGUAAAACUAUUGUAAGCACAGAAAUAUCUGGGAGAAGCGACCACGCUUGGAAUGAAGUACUGGAGUUUGAAAUAAAUGUCUGUGAUCUACCAAGAAUGGCAAGACUCUGCUUUGCAGUUUAUGCUGUGAUGGAUAAGAUGAAAACUAAAAAGUCAACUAAGUCGAUGAAUCCCUCCAAAUACCAAACCAUCAGGAAAGCAGGAAAAGUGCACUAUCCUGUAGCCUGGGUAAAUACCAUGGUAUUUGAUUACAAAGGACAACUGAAGAAUGGAGAAUUCGUACUGCACAGCUGGUCAUCAUUUCCAGAUGAGCUCGAAGAAAUGUUAAAUCCAAUGGGAACUGUCCAGACCAACCCUUACACUGAAAAUGCAACAGCUUUGCACAUUAGAUUUCAAGAAUAUUCAAAACAGCCUAUUAAUUACCCUCCCUUUGAUAAGAUACUUGAAAAAGCAGCUGAGAUUGCAAGAAGCAGUGACAAUGCUGCAAUGGCGGGUCGAGGUGGUAAGAAAUUUUAUAUUGUGCUAAAAGAAAUAAUGGAAAGAGAUCCCUUAUCUCAACUCUGUGAAAAUGAAAUGGAUCUCAUCUGGACUUUGCGAUAUGACUGUCGUGAAAACUUUCCACAAUCGUUGCCAAAGCUGCUGCUCUCCUUAAAGUGGAACAAACUUGAAGAUGUUGCUCAGCUUCAGGCUCUCCUUCAGAUAUGGCCCAAGCUGCUGCCUAGAGAAGCAUUAGAAUUGUUGGAUUUCAAUUAUCCAGACCAGUAUGUGAGAGAAUAUGCAGUGGGUUGUUUAAAGCAAAUGAGUGAUGAAGAGCUUUCUCAGUACCUUCUUCAACUUGUGCAAGUCCUGAAAUACGAACCUUUUCUUGAUUGUGCUCUCUCCAGAUUUCUGCUAGAGAGAGCACUUGCUAAUAGAAGAAUAGGACAGAUGUUGUUUUGGCAUCUAAGGUCAGAGGUUCACAUACCUGCUGUUUCAGUACAGUUUGGUUUGAUACUUGAAGCUUACUGCCGAGGAAGUGUUGCUCACAUGAAAGUGCUUGCUAAACAGGUGGAAGCUCUUAAUAAAAUGAAGACUUUAAACAGCCUAAUUAAGCUGAAUGCCAUGAAACAAAGCAAAGCAAAAGGAAAAGAUGCAAUGCACACAUGUUUGAAACAAAAUGCUUACAGAGAAGCACUCUCUGACCUCCAGUCUCCUCUGAAUCCUUCUGUUAUACUUUCAGAACUACAUGUUGAGAAGUGUAAGUACAUGGAUUCUAAAAUGAAGCCUCUAUGGAUAGUAUACAACAAUAAGAUGUUUGGAGGAGAUCUUGUAGGGAUCAUCUUUAAAAAUGGUGAUGAUCUCCGACAGGACAUGUUGACACUCCAGAUUUUACGUUUGAUGGAUGUACUUUGGAAAGAAGCUGGCCUGGAUCUCCGGAUAUUGCCAUAUGGCUGUUUAGCAACUGGAGAUCACUCUGGCCUUAUUGAGGCUGUUUCCAGUUCAGAAACCAUUGCUGACAUUCAGUUAAAUAGUAGCAAUGUUGCCGCCGCUGCUGCCUUCAACAAAGAUGCUCUCUUAAACUGGCUGAAGGAAUACAAUUUAGGAGAUGACUUGGACCGAGCCAUUGAAGAAUUUACUCUGUCUUGUGCUGGCUACUGUGUAGCUACUUACGUGCUGGGGAUUGGUGACAGACACAGUGACAAUAUUAUGGUCAGAAAAAAUGGUCAGCUCUUUCAUAUAGAUUUUGGGCAUAUUCUUGGAAACUUCAAGUCCAAGUUUGGAAUUAAAAGGGAGAGGGUACCUUUCAUACUUACCUAUGAUUUCAUUCAUGUUAUUCAACAAGGAAAAACAGGGAACACCGAAAAAUUUGGUCGGUUCCGCCAGUAUUGUGAAGAAGCAUACCUGAUUCUGCGAAAACAUGGAAACCUAUUUAUUACACUUUUUGCACUGAUGUUAACUGCAGGGCUUCCAGAGCUAACCUCUGUCAAGGACAUCCAGUAUCUCAAGGAUUCUCUUGCCUUAGGAAAGAGUGAGGAAGAAGCACUAAAACAAUUUAAGCAAAAGUUUGAUGAAGCACUCCGGGAAAGUUGGACUACUAAAGUGAAUUGGAUGGCUCACACUGUUCGCAAAGAUUACAGAUCCUAGAAGAGUUUUGGAUUUGCACUAAGCUGAAUGUUACCUUGAUAAGUAUUUUUAAAUGGCAUCUGUAGUAUGGACCAAUAAAACUUACUUUAAAUAAGAAAGAAAACAAGACAACAACAAAAAGAAACGGGCUGAAAUAAUUCCUGAUUCUUUUGCACUCUGCUUCUGAAUGCCUGAUCCCAAGACUGUCUCCACAAACAGUGACCAACCUGGAUAAUCAGUUCCUGCUGACUUUGCACGCUGAGAGCUACUAGGCAUUUUUAAAUAUCCUUUGGUACUUUAUGGAGGUGUAAAUAUUUGUUUUAUACGUUAGGGUAAUGUACUCUAACAUGCUCAGGAGGUUUGAAGACCUCUGAGAGAACUGUUUUUUGUUUUAAAUUUGGGACUUGAAGAGUAAAUUUUUCUUUAUUCUAAUCUAGCUAAAAAUGACUGUGUGUAUAUUUUUCAUAUGAAUUCUGCCAUAAUGGCACAGAUGCAUUAAUUCUACUGUAAAUAGAAACCACAGCAUCAUUGUACUACAGGGAUCUGCUUAAUGUCUUAUACUGCUGCCAAAAGAAGAAUAGCCAGGUAUUUGUAAGGUUUCUUGGGGAGUGAUGAGGGAGGCAGAGACCUCUGAAAUGUUGCAGCUUCCAGAUAGUCAUGGCUGUGCGAUUUUCUUGUCCUGAUAUAGGACACACAAAGAAGUCGUUCAGAAAGAGGAGAGGCCAAUUUCAAAUAUGUCUGAAAAUCCUCCCUUGAUGAUAGUCUCCCAUUCAGCCCCUGGGCCUUUUGUACUCCCUAGGAGAUGUGUUUAGUUCAGCUUCAACAAGAAGCUCCUCACAGCCUGUCAUUGAAACUCUUAUGUCAGAUUACUUGUACCAUGCAAAUGUGCUGUCUUAUAAACAUGGAUGGAAAAUUUUCCAUACAUAUCAUACACAGUGCUUUUUAGAACAUAAGUACCAAAAGAAACCAAAUUUUUUUGAAAGCAAGUGUUUGUGAGAAAAGACCAUUCUGUAGAACACCAAUGAGAAGUCAUUAAUCUUUUCUGUAUUUAUUAAAAGCUUUCAGUAAUGUCGCUUUACCAAGAUAUCUGUGUUGAAAAUGUUUGCUGAAGAAACUGGAUUUGUUUUAAUUUAUUUAGUGAGGUACCAGGCUUCUAGGUGCUUAAAUGGAGAGCAAAUUUGUGACGUGCAAUAGGAACUGCUGGUUAAAAGAUGUAACAUACUGUUUCUGAACAUCAGCAAGGUAGACUUUAACUACUGCUUGUUCUCCAAAGAACACUGGUAGCUCUCAAUUCUUGUUGACAUUUGAAAGAGAAUUAAAACAUAUAUUUACUUUUUGGCUAAAUUGUUGUUUUACAUAGAAAUAUUUUAUGUAGGAAUUUAAUUAAAGGUGGUUUUACUUUGUUGAGAGUGAGGUUUUGCUGUUUUUUUGGUGGUUUUUUUUGGUGUGGGCCUUUUAAAGGUUAAGGACCUAUCUGAGGCCGGGAUAGCAUUUUAGGUACUGGUUUUAUUCUCUUGCCCUAACUCUUGGGGCUAAUCUGUCUAACAAGACCUCUGCUUCUAGAAUAUCGUAAAAGUAACAAAUGCAUUGUUAUUAUUUAUUUACGUUGUAGAAGCAGGUGGAGGUGUUAGAAAGAAUCUACUCUGCAGCUGACAACUCUGAAGGAAGUAAAUUCAUCCUCAGCUAAUUCACAGUGUGUACAUUUGUUUAAGUAGUAAUUCCUAGACAUGUUAAAUUUGUCUGGGAGAUGGAGUACUCAAACGUGUUCAGGGACGCAUAACUUUUCCCAGAACAUGAGAUGCAGUUGGCCAAUUCAUCUUGACUGCUUGGGGCUGGUGAGCAAGAUGAAUAUCAGCAGGGAGCAUGAUUCUGUGCUUAUACCCAUAACUACCACUGCCGGCGAGCCCCAUGUUUCACCAGAGGCUUCUUCUGAGGUUGGGAACAAGGCAGCCAAGCCUUUGGAAGGGAUGUAGUUGUACGCACCUGCAGAAAACUCAUCAUAAGUUGUGAGUUCUGGUAUAAAACACCUUCAGUGCAGCUGGUCCCAUGUUAUGUUAUUUACUUUUUUCCAAGUCUACUUCUAAUCUGAUCCACACAUUUCCACUGGGAAAAUGACUGUUUCUAAAUGAAGCCUACUUCUCAAGUCCUUCAUUGUUACUGACAGGGGAAAAGAUACCUGCACACUGCUUUUAAAAACAGCUGAAACUGGGUGUGUGCUCUGUGUAUAUUGUAUAUAUUUGUUCUGUUUUUAUUUCGAUUGUAUGGUUAAUUGGUGGGUUUUCUUCCUUUACCUUGUAUUAUGUGAUUUGUGAAGAAUGGUGGCAAAUGCUGCUUUUAACAUUCCUGCUUGUCCUAUAUUUGCUCCCCAAGCAAAGAGCUCCCGUGGAUUUGUCCCUCACCUGUAGAGUUUCUUCCUUUCCCUUUUAUGCUUGUAUCAGUUUUAAGUGACGGUGGUGCACUGAUAUGAUAGUUCAAUCAUUCACAUUCUAGUGAAUGCCUUUGAUGGAGCCUAUUCAUAUAUUUAACAUAAUACCGUCCAAUAUCCCUCUUUAAUUUCCCAAAGCUAUUGAAAUAAUUAAAUUGUAUGGGCUCUCAGUAAUUAA
Molecule: messenger RNA, 6653 nt
Organism: Numida meleagris (helmeted guineafowl)
Lineage: Eukaryota; Metazoa; Chordata; Aves; Galliformes; Numididae
Gene: PIK3CB
Product: phosphatidylinositol-4,5-bisphosphate 3-kinase catalytic subunit beta
Exons: 28
Coding region: 871-4071 (1066 amino acids)
Biological process (GO): phosphatidylinositol-3-phosphate biosynthetic process; cell migration; phosphatidylinositol-mediated signaling
Cellular component (GO): plasma membrane; phosphatidylinositol 3-kinase complex; cytoplasm
Molecular function (GO): 1-phosphatidylinositol-3-kinase activity; 1-phosphatidylinositol-4-phosphate 3-kinase activity
Source: RefSeq, a predicted model, not a curated record